Rotaria socialis is the source of this 1299-nucleotide messenger RNA. The record is from the annotation of a GenBank genome assembly. Lineage: Eukaryota; Metazoa; Rotifera; Eurotatoria; Philodinida; Philodinidae.
AUGACUACUGAUAAUUUAUUUGCUACUGUCGAAGUUCGAUGUUUUGUGGACAAUCCCAAUGUCAUUUCUGGUGUUUUAAAUACGAAAAAAGCUCGUUUUGAUAUUGAAACAAAAAGUAAUGGGAAAACAAUCAAACGAACGCCAUUGAAUUUAGUACUUAUUCUUGAUUGUAGUGGAUCGAUGGAAGCUGACAACAAAUUAAUAUUUGCAAAACAAGCUGUCAUUUCCGUUCUUAAGCUUCUUCACGAUGAUGAUAUCGUUCAUCUUGUUGCAUAUGAAUCGGAUGCAUCUAUCAUUUUUGAAAACGCACGAGCAUCUACUCGACAACACCUUUACCAUCUCAUAGAAAAAAUUGAUACGGCUGGUUCGACGAAUAUGUCCGGUGCUAUUGAAGUUGCCGCUAAUCUUCUGAAUAGAUAUGUAUAUGAUGGAUAUUCACGUCGUAUGUUUCUUUUUUCUGAUGGGCAAGCUAAUGUUGGAAUGAAAACUAGAGCUGAAUUAACAAAACUUGUUGCUGAAUACAAUAAUAAAGGUAUUAUAACUGAUUCAUUUGGUAUUGGUGCUGAUUUCGAUAGUGAAAUUAUGAAAGGUAUUGCUGAUGCUGGUGGAUCGAGAUUUUACUUUCUUGAAUCAGCUCAAGUCAUUGAAUCAUUAGUUACGAAAGCUCUUGUAUGUGUAUUUGGUGUAUGUGGAUCGCAAGCUCGUCUUAUUUUACGUGGUAAAAAUGGAGCAACGUUGACGAAAAUAUGGGGCCAUGAAAAUCUUGUUGCUGGUGCAAGUCUUGGUGAUCUACAUUCAGACAAUCUACGAUCGAUUCUUUGCGAAUUUACAACUUCUGGUACUGCAACGAGUGCUGACGGAAGCGAGAUUGAAAUGCUUACAUAUGAAUUACGAUAUAAUCAGCCCAAUGAUCUCAAUGGAGAACCUACCGUGAUCAAAAAUACUUUAUCAUUGAAAUUUGUAGAAGAUGAAUCACUCGUUACAGAGAUUGAUCCACGAGUCAAAACGAUGUUUGCUACGCAAACAGCUGCUGAAAUGGAUAAAAAGAUUGCACAAUUAGUGAAAAAUCAUCAGCGCACAGAAGCAAUGGAUCUUGUCGCUGAACAAAUUGCAUUACUUAAAGAUGUUGAACAAUUCGAUGAUGAACGAGGAACUAUUUCAUUGUUACUUCGGCUGGCUGAAAAUAUGCAAAAUAAACUAAAAGAUGAAACUAUCGAUAGAAAUCUUGUUUGCCGUGGAUACGAACAUAAAGCUUAUUUGAUGGCAGAGUAUGAUUGUGACGAUAUGGCUCUAUAUUGA